AAGGGGAAAGAGGUGGAGGGGGCAAGGGCGCAGCCAGAGAAACCAAAGAAGGAAAAGAGCCAGGAGGACAGUGGGGCGGUCAAGCAGCCGCAGAAAGAGAAGAAGGACAAGACCCAGGAGAACAAUGGGGCAGCGGGCAAGGAGCCACAGAAGGAGAAGAAGGAAAAGGCCCAGGAGAACAGUGGAGCAAGCAAGGAGCCACAGAAGGAGAAGAAGGACAAGGCCCAGGAGAACAGUGGAGCAAGCAAGGAGCCACAGAAGGAGAAGAAAGACAAGGCCCAGGAGAACAGUGGAGUAAGCAAGCAGCCGCAGAAAGAGAAGAAGGACAAGGCCCAGGAGAACAGUGGAGCAAGCAAGGAGCCACAGAAGGAGAAGAAGGACAGGGCCCAGGAGAACAGUGGAGCAAGCAAGGAGCCAAAGAAGGAGAAGAAGGACAAGGCCCAGGAGAACAGUGGGGCAACAAGCAAGGAGCCAAAGAAGGAGAAGAAGGACAAGGCCCAGGAGAACAGUGGGGCAACAAGCAAGGAGCCACAGAAGGAGAAGAAGGACAAGACUCAGGAGAACAGUGGGGCAGCAAGCAAGGAGCCACAGAAGAAGAAGGAGCAGACCGAGGAGAACAGUGGGGCAGCAAGCAAGGAGCCACACAAGAAGAAGGACAAGACGGAGGAGAACAGCGGGGCAGCAAGCAAGGAGCCACAGAAGAAGAAGAAGGACAAGACGGAGGAGAACAGUGGGGCAGCAAGCAAGGAGCCACAGAAGGAGAAGAAGGAGAAGACCGAGGAGAACAGUGGGGCAGCAAGCAAGGAGCCACAGAAGGAGAAGAAGGACAAGACUCAGGAGAACAGUGGGGCAGCACAGAAGAAGAAGGACAAGACUCCGGAGAACAGUGGGGAGACCAAGCCGCCACAGAAAGAGAAGAAGAACGAGAGUGAGGAGAACGGGGCAACAAGGGGACGAGAGAAAGAGAAGAAGGAGAGCCCGGGAAGUCAGGUGCCGAAGCGCUUGCGGAGCAAAAGCAAGGAUCCGAGUAGGCAGACGCCUAUUGAGUCUUCGAGUGCGACGAAGAGCAAGAAAGAUAAAAAGGAGAAGAAGGAUAAGAAGGACAAGGACAAGAAGCUGAAGAAGGAAAAGAAGGAAAAGAAGGCUUCCACAGAUGUCAAGGUGGAGAUAGUACCAGCGAGUCGACACCUUCGGGGCUACGCCGGAGAUUGGAAGAUGACUUUCAGGACCAAGCUCCCAGCGAUGCAGGCUCAGCGGCCAGCCCAGGGCACCAGGCGAGUCACGCAACUCAGUGAGGAGGAGAAAGGCAAGAUUUUGGCUAUGGCAAGCAACAAGGAUAUGCCAAGACCAGAGAGGUUUGGGAUGCUGAAAACAUUUAUUGUGCAGCAAUCUGUGGCCAGCAUUGAAGUGGAGGCACCUGACAGCGUGAAGGGCAGGAUGUACAAAGUCCUAAAAGAGGUCGUGGAGGAAAAGCAGACUGGAUCCGAGGGCAAGUCACAGAUGAAGCUUGGCGGGAGGGUGAACGAAGCAAGUGCAAAGAAGUUGCUGGCGAAGCAGCUGGGCGAAUUCGCUGGCAAUUUGGAAUCGAUUGGAUUCUUGGAUGUGAAAACAGGCAGAAUCUCAGGGAAGAAGCAGAAGAAAGCCCUGACUCCCGAGCAGCAAACGUUCAAGGACAUGAAGCUGGCCAGCAACAAGCUUGAGAACCAGAGCAAGACGAUCCCAGCGAAACUCGCGGAAAUCGAGGGCCUCAAGAUUCGCAACUGCACCGAGCUGGUGGCUGCCCUACAUGAUAUGGAAGGCAAGGUGGAGACCGCCCUCAACAAAGCCAAAGACAUGUUGGAGGGCCAGAAGACUUGCCCUGAUGUUGAGGGAUGGACCGACUUCAUGGAACAGCAGCUCACGCCUGUGAUUAAUUUGGCAGAUCAUGAUAUCAAGGAUGCAAGCAAAAGGAUCCAGAACCACAAGAACACUGAGAAGAACAAAAUGAAAGCGAAUGCUGCAACAGCAAAUGAUGAAAACGAGGCCUCCGAUGACGAGCAUGGUGAUGAUGAUGAGGACGAGGAUGAGGAGAGUGGCUCAACAAGUCGUGUUUGUACUUGCUUUUGUUCAUCUGCACACACUCAGGACCUCAACCUGGAGACCACAGUGGCAGAAAGGGUCCAAUCGCGGAUGGAUGGCGAGGAAUUCUUACAUUCCACAAAGGAGAUGAGAAGUACAUUCAAAAGGAUGAUGAACACUGCUGAUUUCAUCCAAUAUGGGUGCAAAGCGAAUCCAUGGGUCCAGCUGCCGGGGUUCCAUCCAUCUAUGGUGGUUUUUGAUUGGCUUCACGUGGUGGAUUUGGCACUCAUUCCCGACAGUGCUGCAUCGUGCCUUAUAGAACUUACAGAAGUCCCUCUGGAGCAGGGAGGGAUAUUCUCUGGUUCUGAUCAAAACGAGCGGCUUCGAGCUGCCUACGUCGACUUCAUUGCCGAGUGCCGCAAGCACAAGAUUAGCCGCCUGCGUGCACGAUUGGGGUUCAUAUGUUCUAAUCACCAGACUCAACUAAUGAUUCAGGAAGCCGAGCGAAAGUUUUCUCGCUGUCUCUCAGCUGAGCAUUAUGUGCUUGGUUGUUUGCUGCUUGCUGCUUGGAACUGA
Molecule: messenger RNA, 2634 nt
Organism: Symbiodinium necroappetens
Lineage: Eukaryota; Dinophyceae; Suessiales; Symbiodiniaceae
Source: the annotation of a GenBank genome assembly